AUGGCCAAGAGGCUGCUGCUGCUUUUGACCGGACUGGCGCUCCUAUCUGGUGAGUUUGGUACUUAAUUAACCUGCAGGUUGGUCCCACAAGGGAGACACUUCUUGAACUUUGUCUCUAUGGAGCAACUGAAGAUGCUGACAGAACAGGGACUCACUCAGAGCCUGGCAAAUUUAUCUUUGACCAAAAAUCCCACACUGUGGCUAUCAGACACACAGCCCAAUGUAUUGUUGGCUGAGUCUGUGCUAAUACAUGCGACAGGUCAUCAUCACCUGUACUAUAUCCUAAACUUUAAUCAGUCAGAUUUCUGAUUUAGGUGGUUCUCAUUUUCCCCUGUAUUUGGCAAACUCAUGUGAGCCUCUCCCACAGAGGAAUAUUCCUGAUCUUCCUGAGAUACAUUUUUCUUGAUAUAACCAAAUAGGGUUCUUAAAAAGUCCCUCUGAUAAUUUUCUGUCGAUUAUCGAGAGAGAUGAUUAUUUUGGGAAGAAGAUCCAAAAGUCAGAUCAGUAUAGAGUAUUCCAAAAGCUAUCACACCAAGUGAUUAUAGCACAGCAUUGAGGCACUUGCAUUGAGAAACGUCCUUUUGGGGUGCAGGCUAUCACAGGAAAAGCUGGAUAUUCUUAGGGAUGCUUCAUAGCAUGUCAAUAGAUAAAUAAUCAUUUAUUAAACUUUCUCAGAUGCCAUCUCCUUGAUAUAAGCAAAUAGAAUUAUUAAAGGCUUCCUUUAAUUUUCUGUCUGUUGCAAGAUAGGAUAAUAAAGUACACAAAACUCUAAUUGCUGCCACAUCAUAUGAUUAGUGCACAGCAUCGAGAUACUUGCACUUUACGAAUUAUCUGUUCCUUCUGCCUUUCAGGGUUCUGUGGAGCAGAUUACCGUGGGAAGGAAUUUGUAACAUGUUACCUGCAGAACUACUUGGCAAGCCAACACAGUCCUAGGCUUGAGCUGCUUAUCACUGGAUAUCAUCCCGCAACCACCGUCAAAGUCACAGUGAACAAAUCUUCAUUUCAGAAAACGGUUUUAGUCUAUGAGAAACAGACAGUGUCUGUUGUGGUCCCGGCCUCUUCGGAGUUGACGGGGAACAAUAUCUUUGAUGGGGUUGUCAGGAUCCAAGCUGACAAAGAUAUCUUAGUCUUUUCCUACAACUACAAGCUUACGUCAAGUGCUGCCACAGUCGUGUACCCAGUUCAUCAGCUGGGCACACAAUAUUAUGUGGUAACCCCAGAAGGGCAUCUCUCAAACACUUUCAAGGAAUUUGCAGUUGUAGCCUAUCAGUUUCCCACUCAAGUCACUAUUCACCUGAAAGGGGCCGUGACAUUCCAAGGGAAGGUUUAUGCUGCAGGGAGCAGGCUUGUUGUGGACCUCAAAGCCUUCCAAGCAAUUCAGCUGCAAAGCUCAGUUGAUUUGUCUGGCAGCAAGGUUGAAUCAGAUUCGCCCGUGGCUGUUUUGAGUGGGCACAGCUGUGCCAUACAGUUCUCAGAAUGUGACCAUGUCGUUGAGCAGCUCUUGCCUGUUUCCAGCUGGGGCACCACCUUCAUAGUUCCUCCACUGUCUUUUCAACCUAGAAUAGACAUUGUGUAUGUCAUUGCUUCCCAAAAUACUUUGAUCCAAUACCAGUCUGGGGUCAACCAAGGCUCCCGUCGUGCAGUGGCUGGAGAAAUCAUGCGGUUUGAGAAGCAGCCCUCUCAGGUCCUUUCCUUCUCUGCUGAUGUAGGAAUCCAGGUCCUUUUUUUCUACACUGGUACCAAUAAUGGAAAUUGCCAGUACGAUCCAUUCCUCAUCAAUGUUCCAGCCUUAACAAGCUAUUGCACGUCAUAUCACAUUGAUGGGAUUAGGGACUUUGAUAAUUUUGCUGUCAUCAUGGCCAAAACCUCAGUUUCUGGUGGGAUCACAUUGGAGAAAAAAGCCAUUACCAAUGUUGAAUGGGCACCAGUCCCUGGAACAGAACAUUCAUUUGCUCUACUCAGCUUGGGCAAAGAAGCCAGUGCCCUCUCUGUAGAACAUCCCACCACUCCUUUUGGGCUCUUCAUCCUUGGAGGUGCAAAAAGCAAUGGUUAUGGCUCCGUGGCCAUUUGCUCUUGUGGUAAGUAUCCAGAUCUGUGCAUAUGGUUUAAGGGGGGUUUUUUUGCUACAAAUGAGACGUUAGACUAUAUAAUUAUAAUUUGUUACAUCUUAAUGAAUAUCCCCAUCCUUAUUUGUGGUUUCUUCCACUUCCAAUAUUUUCAUCUUUUUGCCUUCCAGCAUUGGAUGCUGUGUUUUAACAUUACUGUCUGCUCAUUUGUAGAUUGUGAAAGAAAGUGGCCCCUUAUGAGCGGUAACUGGAGGACCACAGUAGAUCUCAAUGGACAUUGGAAUGGAACUUUAGCUGCCACUAUUUCAGUGUCCUAGUUUCCAGUAUACGUUCCAUAUAUAGAAUAAAGGACUGUAAAAUGGUCUAAUUUGAUGAAUUUUGAUUUUCUGCCUCCCACUCUCAAAUCUGCCCCCUUUUGUCACAGGUUCCAUCUCCUUGCCUGUGUCCUCAAGCCUCUUCUUCAUUUGUCUCCUCUUUCUAACUCCGUUACCUAAUCUGUACCAUCCCUGCAGCCAUCUUGUAUUUCCCUGCUCCUCAUGUUUCACUGUCUCCCAUGGCCUCUUUCUGCCCCUCAGGCUCUCUGAGAAACCUACUCUCCACGUGGAUCUUAAUUCCAGUGUACUCACAGCUUUCCUUUCUUCCUGAGAAGGCAAAUUUAAACCAUAUUGAUUGCCUUAUUGCCUGAGCAAUCAGAAUGUCCAUAAGGCAACCAGAUAAGUGGCUAUUCAGAAGCCUGUUUCCCUUGUUUUGUCUGUCUGCAGCAUCCUCCCCUAGUUACUAAUGAUGCUUGCUUUUGCAAUGACACCACCAUUGUUCUGUUCCAGACAAACCAGUGUCUCCGUGCAGCUUGAUCCAGUGCAGGAAGAAGGAGAAGUGUGAAAUCAUAGGAGGUGAUCCAGUGUGUGUGCCAGAGUCUGAAUCCAACUGCUGGGCCCAAGGAGAUCCUCAUUAUCACACCUUCGAUGGGAAGAAAUUUGACUUCAUGGGCACCUGUACCUACACUAUUGCCAAGACUUGCGGCUCGGAUGCCACUCUUCCUUCCUUCAGUGUUGAAGCCAAGAAUGAGAACAGGGGAGGAAAUACUCGUGUUUCGUACAUUGGCUCUGUGACAGUCACAGUCUAUAACACCAUCAUCAAGGUGGUCAGAAAUGAGAAAGGCUUUGUGAGGGUGAGGAUGAAAGAAAUAUUUCUAUUUCUUUAAAAAAGCAACCUAUUUUCCCCAAGAGUCCAUCAGAAUCUACUCUGCUUGCUUCUUGUCUUGUCUUGUAAUGCAGGCACGUGGAACAGAAGAUCUGGCAAAGUCUCCCUGCCCCAGUUUGCUAACCUGGACUGAUCUCUGGCCACCACCCCUGCUCCCUCUUUCUGCACCUCCCCCCACCAGCCAGUGCCCCACUUUUUUAGCGUUUGAGGAGGAGCUGUUUUCAUUUUAUGCCAUACCUACUUUGCACUUGGCUGUAUCCGCCUGCCAUUGGGCACUGGGAACGAUAGUACAGCCCAAAUAGCUGAGGCUUAGGGGGCUUCUCGCCAUUUUUAAUUUAAACAAGUUCUCCCAAAAUAAGAGCGGUAGUGAGACAGAAUUAGCUACAAGCCUAGAUGGCUCAGUAAACUGAUCUGGUGAGAUGCCAUCUUUGGGAUCAAUGAUCCAGUGAGUGCCCAGGAGCAGCACCUACCUCUGCUUGGUCCUGUUCUGUCACUUAGCUCAUGAGAUCUUUUUUUGCAGGGGAGGGGGGAGGGAUCUGGAUUACAGGGUUCCAGAUAUUUGCCUGGCAAUCCACUCUAGUGACUGCAUUUUCAAUUAUUCCUUCUUGCACUGUACUUUCCAGCCACAGGUCUGCAGUUAAAAGCUCUGUGCCCAAGUGUUACUUUUUCUUUUUCUUUUGCCCUGGAACUUCCCCUGGGAAAACCUGUUUUUUACCACUGAAUCAAAAAGCAAUUGACAGAAAACUUGCUUUUCAUUUGCUCUGAUUCGGCAGUAAAAUGUCGAAUCAGAGCCAAGGAAAGUGUGUGUGUUGGUCUUUUUCAUAUACGUUCCUAUUUUACAUCCAUCUCAUUCAGCAGGCUAUAUGAUGUAACAAACCCAAGAGGUUGUAUCCAACCAAUUUCUACUCUGGGCACACCCACUGAAAUUAAUGGACCCAAGUUAGUGCAUUAAUUUCAACAGGUCUGCUCUGAGUCUGACUGACAUUGAAUACAAUCUACAGUCUUGUCCUGCUGUUUGUUGCAUCUGAGUUUUCUCUUGCAGGUGGACAACCUGCGGUUCCGCCUGCCCAUCUCCCUCCAUGAAGGAAAACUCCGUCUCUACCAGAGUGGGAGCUCUGUCUUCAUUGAGACAGAUUUCCCCCUGAAGGUCUCCUAUGACUGGAACACCUACCUGGUGGUGAAGCUCUCCAGCAGCUUUUAUGAAAAUGUCUGCGGACUUUGUGGCAACUACAAUGGAGACCCCGCUGAUGACUUCAGCAAACCCGAUGGGGCCUUGGCUCCCAACCCCAAUGAGUUUGGAAAGAGCUGGAAAGUAGACGAUGGCGACAGGUUGUGUUGGGAUGAUUGCCAUGGGGAAUGCAAAACCUGCUCCCCAGAAAUGGCCAAGAAGUAUGAAGGUGAACCAUUCUGUGGCUGGCUCAUCAAAGGAGAAGAUGGCCCAUUCAGCAAGUGUCAUUCUGUGAUCGACCCCAACCCCUAUCUGGGGAACUGUGUCUAUGACCUCUGCUUGAAUGAUGGGCUGAAGGAGCUUCUUUGUGAUGCGCUGAAUACCUACGCAGUUGCUUGCCAGGAAAAGGGAGUUGCUAUAUCUGAAUGGAGGAUCCGCACUGGUUGCGGUGAGUGUUCCUGGGUGCUGAGUAGAGCACAGCAGAUUUUAUUUUCAUUAUUUGGCUUAAAAAUUAUGUUCUCCCUUAUGUCAUGAGGUACAUAAUGUCAAGCCAGGGCAUUUCAUGUUCUGCAGAUCUCUGUACGAAGACUUUUUCACUGAGCCUAGCAUUCACUAUUAAGGAAGAUUCUUGUCACCACUAUGACAGAGAGAGAUGAUUUGAAGGGACUCUAGGAAUAGAGUGUGACAACAGAGGCAGAAUCUCUAUAGGUUUUUUUUAUUAAAAAAAUCAGAUCAAUGUAACAGCUGAAUAGGGAUGGGCUAGGAAGGCAAAUGGUAGAUGCAUUUUUUCACCUGUAUUGAACACUUCAAGGCGAGAAUUGCAUAUGAGGUUAUCCUGUUUUAUUUCUGCAGUGCUCUAGCAGGGAGUUUAGGCUAGCAGAAUCUAGAACACCUUGCUUCUGGCCCGCACUGUCUUCUAAGCUUUUAAUCUUGUGCUAUUGAUAAGCAUCUUGUCUCUUUUGACAGGUGUAUCCUGCCCCGAGAACAGCCAUUAUGAGCUCUGUGGGUCUCCAUGUCCUGCCACCUGCAAUGACCAAGCUGGGCCCAAGAAUUGCUCCUCGAUGUGUUGCGUGGAAGGCUGCCAAUGUAAUGAGGGCUUUGUGUUGGAUGCUGGGAAAUGCAUCCCCAAGUCUGCCUGUGGGUGUGUGUUUGAGGGGAAGCACUUGCUUCCCGGAGAGCACUUCUGGGGAGACAAGACAUGUACGAAAAGGUGCUUCUGUGACCCACAGACAAGACAAGUGAACUGUCAGGCAGUGAGCUGCGGAAAGGGAACGGAGUGUAGGAUCGAGGGUGGCAUCCAGAACUGCUACCCAACCAAUUUUGGCAACUGCUCUGCCUCUGGCGACCCGCACUACAUUAGCUUUGAUGGCCGGAAGUUUGACUUCCAGGGCACCUGCGUGUAUCAGUUGACUGGGCUGUGUGAGAAGAGGGAAGACCUAGUCGAUUUCCAGGUCCUCGUCGAAAAUGACCAGCGAGGCGGCCAGUCUGUGUCCUAUACCCGGACUGUAGAGGUGAAAGUUUAUGGGGCAUCCAUUGUGAUGAGCAGAGGGAACCCUGCAAAAGUCAUGGUGAGUUUAUCAUAGAGGUGGGGAACCAAAUGCAGGAGCGGAGGAAGGGGUGUGUGAUGGGUGCAGACCAUCCCAGGUGUCACCACUGAGAGGGGUGACAAAAUGCUGGGCGGCACUCAUCAUGGGGUCUGCAGCGCACCUGAGCCAUGUGUCUCUCCUGGGAGAGUCUCAGUGGCUUGGGCAUGCGCAGGCUGCCCAAACGGUCUGCCUGCUGCCUCCCCCCCAGCUGUAUGGCAGCUGAGUGGGAGGAGGCGGGCAGAUUCCAGAGGCCCCGUGGUACACGCCACCCCUAUGGGUGGCUCGCCCUGCCCCUGGGCGUGCCACCCCAGGUGCCCAGGCGGCUUCCCCACCACUGACCAUCUCCCCAAGGCAUCUCCUUGCUACACUGGCCUUGCUUUGUACCCUCCUUGCAUGACUUGAAUGUGUCCUUUGAACCCUGAUUAUGCUUGCCUGGAAGAAAGAUAGAGAGGCAUAUAUGAUUAUGCGUGAAACUAGCCUACUGUACAUAAGUAAAAUUAGCCUUCAUUGCUCUGCCCACUUUUGCUUCUGACCCCUCUCACCAGUGGCAUGUGGUCCCCAGGAAGUUGCCCGGAAGGGAAUGUGGUUCUCAACCUGAAAAAAGUUCCCCACUCCUCAUCUGGAACAUCACAGUUGGAAACUACUGAGAACAGGGGAGGGGAUUAUUCUGAUAAUGAAGGUACCUGGCAUGGUUCCUUUCCUCUCCAUGGCUAGUGCCCAGAAGAAAGAUGAAGUGGGCUGCCUUGUGUCCAUUUUCCAUAGGUUUUGAAAAGAGGCCAUUCUGUGAUCAUAUGAAAUCUAUUUUCCAGUAGUAUUAUUAUUAUCAUUUUAAAGGGAAACUUUACUUCAAUAAUCUAGUACAGAGGGUUAUCCUUUUUUGGGUUGCAGAGGUGAGAGGAACAAAACAGGCAGGGGCAAAUUUCCCAGAUUGUGUGUUACCAGACGUUUCACCCCUAACAGAAAGCUAAGAUCAGCAAGUGAAUUCUUUGUGGUACUUGAUACCUAACAGAGAAUUUUAAAAGAGUUAAAUUUCCCCUCCUUCCUGCAAAUGGUAAGUUGCUGCUGAUCUCUGUGCUCUGGAGCAGCCUUGCUUAGUCUUAUGCAUCCCAAGUGUUACUGGUCUCCCAACUUCCAUCAGUCCUGGCCAGCACAGCCAAGGAACAGGGAUAAUGGGAGUUGUAGUCCAAAGUACCUGGAGAGCACCAGGUUGGGGAAACAUCAUGGAUUACAAAGGCACUUCUGAAAUGCCCCUUUUUUUGAAUGGGCUCUAGGUGAACGACUUGCUGACCAACCUUCCCUACAGCAUCGACAUCAACAGAAUCUCCGUAUACAGGAAAGGGCAAGGGGCAGUGGUCCAGACAGACUUCCAACUGACUGUCAUCUUUGAUGGGAUCAGCCGGGUCACUGUGUCUGUGCCCAGCAGCUACCGUGGUGCCCUGUGUGGUCUCUGUGGGAACUUCAAUGGCAACAAGCAGGACGAUUUGACCAUGAAAGAUGGCACAGUGGCUCCGCACCCAUCAGACUUUGGUCAGAGCUGGAAAGUGCGGGAGGUGCCAGGCUGCAGCAAAGGGGGCACGGAAGAAUGCCCUGCUCUGUCAGCCAUUGAGAAGAAUCAACGGAACCUCAACAAGGAGUGUGGGCUCAUCCUAGCCAAGAGUGGCCCCUUCAGAGAAUGUCACAGCAAAGUGGAUCCAGAAGGAUACUUCCAAGAUUGUGUGUACGAUUAUUGUUUCUUUGAUGGCCAACAAGCUGUGAUCUGCCAGGUCAUUGCCAGCUAUGCUGCAGCGUGCCAGGAAGCUGGGGUAACCAUCUAUCCUUGGAGAUCGGACAACUUCUGCAGUAAGUGCUAAUGCUGUGAGCUGUUUUCUGAAAUUCCUCAGAUUUUCAGAGUUACAGAGAACAUGGUAAUCAAUCUAAAAUGACAUGCAAAUAUAUCAAUGCUUAUUUUUCUUCUUAAAGUAUAUAUUCAGAUUUUGUGUCUGUACCAUUUCAGGUAAAACUUCAUGUAAAACUUUUCCCAGCUGAGAAAGUCUCAUUGUCCCCUCCCCCAAGUGAUGGGAAGACCUGCCCACUCUCUCAGUUUCUUAGUUUUUCUAAUUUGAAAUUCAGCUGUCCACAUUUCAGAAGGAAUCUGCAAUUUUUGAAAGCGGGGGAGAAAUCCCCAUUAAAAUUUGUCAGCAUUUUAGUACCAAUUUCUACUAACGAACACAUUUUUGCAAGUAAUUUCCCCAUAGCUUUGGUAUGCUAUUUUCACUAAAAUUUUCAUUUUAAUGGCCAUUUCCCACCAAAUAUAGGCAUUUUUUGGAAAUACUAGUUGGUUGGAGAAUUGCACUGCGAUUUUGGAAAUUAUGAAUUAAGCAGUUUCAUCUUUAAAUGAGAGCCGAAUUGUAUUUCUCCCACAUCCCUAUUUUCUCCCAGUCUAGGCAUUCAGUUCUUGUAUGAUCAGAGGCAAAGAAAGAUGGGACUUCUGUAAAUCAGGUGGGGUGUGUGCAGUGUAAACACACACACACACACACACACACACACACACACCAGGCUACCAUUGAAAAGUGGGGAUUCCAAACAGGUGUAGGAAUAGGUCAAAGACCAGCUCUCGGUUGGAAAGCUGUCCAUGGCAUAUUUGGGAAUCAUGAGUGGAAGAGUGCUGUUGUGUUCAUGUCCUACUUGUGGACUUUAUGUAGGUAUCUGGUUGAGAGCAGAAUGCUAGACUAGAUAGGCCUUUCAUGCGAUCCAGUAGAACUUUCCUUAUGCUUAUAAUAACCCCUUUCAGCAUGCCAUCCUAGAACAUCGUGGCCCUUUCCUCCCUCUCAAUGUUUCUUUCUACUGGUUCCGAUUGACAGGUCUUUCCUGCGCUCCGAAUAGCCACUACGAGCUCUGUGCGAGAGGUUGUGCUCAGACCUGUGGCAGCUUUUACACUACAGUCCCUUGUUCGGCUACGUGCCACGAAGACUGUGUGUGCGACGAGGGCUUUUUGCUGAGCGGUGAUCAAUGUGUGCCCACGUCCCGGUGCGGCUGUCACUACCAAGGCCACUACUACCCAGCAGGAGAGACUUUCUAUCCAACCUGUCAGGAGCGUUGCAUGUGCCAUGCUGGGGGGAGUAUUGGGUGUGUCUCAUUCUCCUGUGGCCCCAAUCAGGAAUGCCAGUUGUCAGAUGGUGUCCGGAAAUGUUACCCUGUGGGCAAUGCUACCUGUUCUGGUUCGGGUGACCCUCACUAUCUCUCCUUCGAUGGACGGGCCUUUGACUUCCAAGGCACCUGCACCUAUACCUUGGCUACGGUUAACACAGGCAACCGGCUCUUGAGAUCCUUUACUGUCAACGUGGAAAACGAGGCCUGGGGGAAUGGGAAGGUGUCCGUUACCAAGAUGGUUUCUGUCUCAGUCUACGGCAUUACACUUACAUUGCUGCAGAACAAGCAAGGUCAAGUGAUGGUGAGUCCAAGCUAUAAGGAAAGGGCAGCUGGAUGGUCAUCUGUCAUGGAUGCUUUAGUUAAGAUUCCUGCAUUUCAGGGGGUUGGACUAGAUGACCCACAGGGUCCCUUGCAACUCUAAAAUUCUGUGAUUUUUAGCCAUUCAUCUUUUUUUCUCUCUCAUUAAGACAUUGUCUUUGCUCAGUCGUUUUAUUCGUCCUAAAUGAAUCUGAGAAUUUAUGUUUGGUUUGUCUUUCUUCCAGCCCUAAUUUCAGUUUUUCCAAAUUUCCACCUUUUUUUUUAAAAAAAAAGAGAGUCCUGAAAAUUUGUCUACAUUUUAGUGCAAUUUUUAUUGCACAUUUAUCUUAAUCUACUGAAAUUAGUGUGCAGUUUUGCCUAAUAUAUACACUGUGGCAAGUAAUAUUUCCUACUUCAGUGCAUUCUUAUAUGUCAGGGGUCAGCAAGGUUUACCUCGCCUGGGCUGGUUCACUCCAGCGGAGAUCCCUCCGUGGGACGGCGCUUGCGCGCAUGAGUGUGCACGGCCACGAUUUCCAGUGUUUGCAUCUGUGCAGAUGCGAUUUCCAGCAUCUGAGCAUGCACAGACAUGAUUUCCGGUGCCUCGGAAGUGAGUCACCGCGCUGCGCUGGUUUAGUGCAACACGAGGGGACUCGCUGAGCAGGCAGCUCAGUUUGGGGGCAGCUUGUGGGCCGGUUAAAUGACCCCUGUGGGUCGCUUGUGGCCCAUGGGCCUCAGGUUGCCUACCCCUGCUAUAUGUCAUUUUCACUAAUAUAUGCAUUUUUAUACAAACAUUACUUUGCUACUGUAUGUGCAAUUUUUGUACAUGUUACUUGGCCAGAGAACUGUAUUGCAAAAUUCAGAGAAUUCCAAGGAUAGUGGUGUUUUGGUUCUCAUAUGGUUUCAGAAAACGUAAAUUCACUUUUAAAUGCAAACCGAAUCAAAUUUCUCCCCCAUUCCUAUCUGGAGGUUGAGAAGGGUGACAGCAAUGAGGGUGGGGUGAGGGCAGAGCUAGCAUCCUCAAGCACACACACUCUUCCUCACAUGCCCUUUUCAGCACACCUGUUUCAGGUUAUCAUCACUGAGAGGGCUAGGAUAAAAUAUGUUCCUCCUAGGAGCUUUAUGGUUAUCUUUCCACUGCGACCUCAAAAAACCAAGCCUUCUCAAACAGGAAAUCCUUCUUGCAGGUGAAUGGCUUGAUCUAUACCGUCCCUAUAUCCUUGUCUGCUGGGCGGAUCAGAGCCUAUCAACACGGCACAAAAAUCCUGAUAGAAACUGACUUUGGUCUCAUUGUGAGCUACGACCUAGUUUACCGUGUGACAGUCACAGUCCCAAGUACUUACCAGAGUGAGAUGCGAGGCCUCUGUGGGAACUACAACGGGCAGAAGGAUGACGACUUCCUGCUACCCGAUGGGAGCACAACUUCCAAUGCAGGUGACUUUGGUGCUUCCUGGAAGGUUCCAGUCCAUGGGGCAGCUGGAUCUUGCUCAGAUGGAUGCUCUGGAAACAGCUGCCCAGUCUGCGAUGAAAGGAAGAAGGAGAUCUUCAAACAGCGCCACUACUGUGGGAUUCUCACUGCGUCUGAUGGCCCCUUCAGUGCUUGCCAUGGAAAGGUUGAUGCCAACAUAUACUUCAGCGACUGCAUCUAUGACCUGUGCAUGGGCAAUGGGGACAGCCAGGUCUUGUGCAACAGCAUCCAGAGCUACGUAUCUGCCUGCCAAGCGACUGGGGUCUCUGUCGAGCCUUGGAGGAGCCCUUGCUUCUGUCGUAAGUACUGGGGAUUGAACAUUCAUGGGGACGUGAAAUGGGAGAAGAGAAAUGGGAGCAGAAUCUGAACUGGUUCCAUGUCACUUUCGGGCUAAACUAGAGGGGCGUGCUCAUUUGUAAAGCCCUAAAAUGUCUCAGGCUCUGCAAAGGCUGAAUUCAUUUGACUUUUCAAAUCACAUGCGAUCACCCUCUUGACUAUUUCUGACACACCAGCUACGAAAUUGUUUGCAAUCAGUUCCUGCCAGAGCCAGAAGUCUAAGGUAGAGGUGGGGGAACAUUUUUCAGUCCUGGGACCAUGUUUCCUUCUUGGUAACCUUUUUGGGUCCAUAUGCCAAUAGUGAGCAUAGCCAGAGCAAAAAUGGGUGGAGCAAUUGAUGUUAUUUGUUAUCUUUGUACAGUGGGCCAGUAUCUACCCCCAAUCUUUUAUACCCCUCUCUAUCCUCUAUCCAGGAAAUUAAGAAGCAUGAUCAGAGUUCAAAGAUACAUUCUAGCCAGGAAAAAGAACUACUCCCUCUUUUGGAUUUCACAUGCUGUCUUUCACAACCAUUUUAAGAAGCACCGGGGUUCUUUUGGUCUAAUAUCUUUUUUUCUAUUCCAAUUUAGCUAUGCGCUGCCCUGCCAACAGUCACUAUGAGAUCUGUGCCCAGCUCUGCCCCACCUCCUGUGCCAAGAUCACAGACACUGCACCCUGUCCAAAGACUUGUGCUGAGGGCUGCCAGUGUAAUGAUGGUUUCUUCUUUGAUGGUGUUGGCUGUGUCCCCGCAAAAGACUGUGGAUGCAUAAAGAAUGGACGCUACUACAAGGUAGAUGGUCUUCUGAACCUGAUUUUCCUCUCCUCCUUUUAAAAUUAAACUACAUUUUUUAUUUUUACUGUCCCAAAUCAUUAUGGAUCAAGUUGUUUGUUGUUUUUAUCCGCUUUUACCUCUGUGUUUGCUCAGUUUCACAUUCUUUCGAAUCACAAGUCACAAGCUGUUGUGAUAAUUUCUAGGACUUAGGGAAUUUCACAGCCUUUGAACAAUUGAGUCAACUUGUGUGUCUUGAGGUGUGGUUUUCUUUUGUAAUCUGGAAGUAACAAAGUCCUAACAAAUGAACUGUCCUUGUUAUGAGGAGGUGCAGCAAGUGGCAGAAUAAUGAAUUUUUAAAUGUAAGGAUAUGGCAGAAUUACUAACGCCAUGUUUAUAUAUGAAACAGAAGAGCCCAUACCUAAAGCCUAUCUAAUCCAGCAUUCUGUUCUCAGUACAAAAGCUAAUAAUAAUAAUAAUAAUAAUAAUAAUAAUGUUAUUAUUUAUACCCCACCCAUCUGGCUGGAUUGCCCUAGCCACUCUGAGCAGCUUCCAACACACAUAAAUGUCUAUGGGGCGCCUGAAAUCAGGGCAUGAGCUCAAUAGCCCUCUUCCUUAUUGCAGAGUGGCUGAGGAAACCCAGUCAGAUGGGCGGGGUAUAAAUAAUAACAUAUUAUUAUUAUUAUUAUUAUUAUUAUUAUUAUUAUUAUUACAGUAGUACCUUGGUUUACGAACUUAAUCUGUUCUGGAAAUCCAUUCUUAAACCAAUACCAUUAUUAAACUGAAGCUCGCUUUCCCUAAUUCAGCCUCCCCGCCGAUGCCCUUCCACCGUUCAGCUUCCGUUCUUAGACUGAGGUAAAGUUCUCAAACCAAGACACUAUUUCCAAUUUUGCAGAGUUUGUAAACAAAAUCGUUCUUAAAUAGGACUGUUCUUAAACCGAGGUACCACUGUAUUAUUAUUAUUAUUAUUAAUUCAGUAAGUUACAGGACCUUGUUUAUCUCAGCACUCAACUCUGCAAGGCCAAUGUCAUUCUGUUCAUGAAGGAUAAAGCUGUCAGUAGUUUCUAGCCAUCACUGUCUGCAUUGUAUGCGUCUGAAAUACCAGUAACUGGGAAUCACACACAGGGAAAGUGCUGUUGCCCUCGUAUUCUGCUCAUGGGCUUCCUGUAGUCAUCCCGUUGGCCACUGUGAAAACAAGAUGCUGGAUGCGAUAGGCCUUUCAUCUUGAUCCAUCAGAGUCUGUCUUAUGUUCUUGAAGCACAGAAGCAACGAGUGCCAGAAGGGAGUCUUUUAAGGUUACAAAGCAUUUUCUAAACUUUGCCAUCAACAAUCCUUCUUUCCUAGUGACCUAGUGACUUCCAUGGCAACACUAGGGCUCUCCCAGUUUGUUUUGGGCCCCACUCAUCAAGCAGGCCACACGCUAGAUCUGAUCUUUGGGGCUGGCAUAGAUGUGAUCAUGCUCCCCGCUGUGGAAGUGCCAUGGUCUGAUCACUACGCUCUGAAAGCCAAGAUUGACUUCCCGCUCCUCCCCAGCUCAGGUGGCGAACCUAUUUGGGCUCGUCCACGAAAACUGAUGGAUCCUGAUAGAUUCCGACAAGCCAUGCGGAACCCUGCUCCUCCUGGUGACUCAUUAGAUAACCUUGUUGAGGACUGGAAUAACCGGCUCUUGGCAGCCAUUGAUGAGAUCGCGCCUAAGUGCCCUCUGCGACCCCGUUGAAACCGGGCCCCUUGGUUUACUGAGGAGCUCCGGAAAAUGAAGCAGGAUCUCAGAUGGCUAGAGCGAGUAUGGCGACGGACUCGUGACGGAGCCUCAAGAACAUCUUAUAGGACGCUUAGGAAAGCCUAUGAAAUGGCUAUGAAAGCUGCUAAGAAAUCUUACUUUGCAGCUUCCAUUGCAUCCGCUAGCUCUCGCCCGGCACAACUUUUUAGAAUAAUUAGGUCAAUAACGUCCUUAGGAGGGCAACCAAAUUUAAGCACAAAUUAGACCCACAGCUGUGAAGCAUUCACGAGCUUUUUUUGCGGAGAAAGUCCUGUUGCUCUGCCGUGACCUCCCUGCCAAUUUAGAUACAGUGACUGAACUGGAGGCCCCUCGACUGACUUUAGGUCCAGUGUUGGACCAUUUCAAUUGGAUACUCCCUACUGAUGUGGAUAGAUUCCUCCAAGUUGGUAGGCCCACCACCUGCCUCCUUGAUCCGUGCCCGUCUUGGCUGAUUAGGGAGUGUCCAGAUGUUGCGCGGACCCCCCUGGUUGAAAUUAUCAAUUUGUCCCUUGACACGGGGACAUUCCCAGGGGAACUGAAGGAAGCAGUGGUGUGUCCACUCUUAAAGAAAACUUCAUUAGAUCCCUUAGACCUAUCCAAUUACCGCCCAGUUUCAAAUCUUCCAUAGCUGGGUAAGGUAAUUGAGAGAGCGGUUGCUGAACAGCUUGGUAGGUUUCUGGAGGAAACAUCGGCAUUAGAUCCAUUUCAGUACGGUUUCCGUCCUGGUUUUGGGACGGAAACGGCUCUGGUUGCCCUAACAGAUGAUCUCCGUAGACAACUGGAUCAAGGCGGGUCAGGACUGCUGAUCCUUUUAGAUUUGUCAGCAGCCUUUGACAUGGUCGAUCAUGAUCUUCUGGACCACUGCCUCGCAGACGUGGGGAUACAGGGCAUAGCCCGUAACUGGUUGUGCUCUUUUAUCUCUGGUCGGGGACAGAGGGUGGCACUAGGGAGGGAAAUGUCAUCGCGCCACUCCUUGGUGUGUGGAGUGCCGCAGGGCGCAAUUCUCUCCCCGAUGCUUUUUAAAAUUUUUGUGCGCCCCCUUGCCCAGAUUAUCCAGAGCUUUGGGCUGGGCUGUCACCAAUAUGCUGAUGACACUCAGUUCUAUCUGCUGAUGGAUGGCCACACCGACUCGGCCCUGAACACACUGACCAGAUGCUUGGAAGCUGUGGCUGGAUGGUUUCGUGGGAGCCGAUUGAAACUAAAUCCUUCGAAGACAGAGGUCCUCUGGCUAGGUCGGGAUGGCAUGGGGAUGAGGGACCAACUCCCUUCUCUUGCGGGGGCCCAAUUAGUGCCAUUGCCUUCCGUUAAGAGUUUGGGUGUAAUCCUUGACGCCUCCCUUUCAAUAGAGGCGCAAGUUACAGCAACAGCCAAGGCAACAUUUUUCCACCUUCGCCGCAUCAAGCAGUUGGUCCCUUACCUUUCCCGCCCCAACCUGGCCACAGUGAUCCAUGCGACGGUCAUCUCCAGGCUUGACUACUGUAAUUUGCUCUACGCGGGGCUGCCCUUGAAGCUGUCCCAGAAACUCCAGCGGGUACAGAAUGCUGCAGCGAGGCUCCUCACGGGGUCUCUGCCAUGGGAGCAUAUUCACCCAGUGCUUUUCAAGCUGCACUGGCUCCCGGUGGAGUACAGGGUCAGAUUUAAGGUGCUGCUUUUGACCUUUAAAGCGCUUCACAGCCUAGGACCCUCAUACCCACGGGACCGCCUCUCCUGGUAUGCCCCACAGAGAGCCUCAUGGUCCAUAAAUAACAACACCAUAGUGGUCCCAGGCCCUAAGGAAGUUAGAUUGGCUUCAACCAGAGCCAGGGCCUUUUCAACUCUGGCUCCGGCCUGGUGGAACGCUCUGCCUCAUGAGACCAGGGCCCUGCAGGAUCUGAUUUCUUUCCGCAGGGCCUGUAAGACAGAGUUGUUCUGCCUGGCCUUUGGCUUGGAGCCAAUUUGAUUCCCUCCCUCCCUCUCUUUCUUUCUUCUUUUCCUUCUCCUCCUGCAAUGAGGCUACAUUUUAAUAUUUUAAUGUUCCAUUAUUUUAAUGUAUUUUAUUUUUGUUUUUAAGUUGUAAUCAUUCAUCUUGUUUUUAUUAUUGCUUGUAAGCCGCUCUGAGCCCGGCCUUGGCUGGGGAGGGCGGGGUAUAAAUAGAAAAUUUAUUAUUAUUAUUAUUAUUAUUAUUAUUAUUAUUAUUAUUAUUUCCUUCCAAGAAAAAAAAAAUCCAUAAAAACAAGCAAAUGAGAAUAAGAAGCUUUCCAUGUGAAAAACACUUAGCCCUUUCUCUAAAAUGGAGUCCAGCUCCUCUGAUGUUCAUUCCAUUCGCAAUUAGGAAUGGGCUGCAGCUCAGUGGCACAGCAUCUGCCUUGCGUGAAGAAGGGCUUGGGUCUAAUCCUGGCUGGCAUCUCUAGGUAGGGAGAGACUCUUUGUCUAAAACCCUGGAGAGUCUUUGCUAGUCAGUGUACACAAUACUGAACUAGGUGGACCAGUUACCUGAUUCAGUAGGAUGCAAAGCUUUGAAGGAAUUGGCUACAUCUCACCUUGUUAUUUGUAUGUGUGCUGUCACCUACACAACUGACCCAGAAUAUUUUGCUACUGGAGGGAAAGGUCAAUAUGGCACCCCUUCCCAUUCCACAUACAGAAGGCAACCGGACUUGUGCGUCAAUUGUAAUGCAACACCAGUGAUGGGAUAGUAUCUUCUACCAGCCCUGGUGACCCGACCAAUUAAUGGAUUUCUCCAUGAAAUGUGACACCUGUUAAUGUUUUCAUGCCAUCAUUUGUUGCUUCAGAGCAUUUAGAAGCUGACAUGUAUUCGUAAAUAAUGUUAUUGACUUCAGGUCCAGUUGCAACAGAGAACCAUAUUCAGAACUCUUGGCUGGAUGCUAUUUGCCACCUUCACCUACACCUCUAGAGCAGAUCUGAUUCUGCCCUAAUUCUGUUGUUGCUAUAUUAUAUUGUUUUCCAAAUUUCCCACCAGCCCAAUGAGAAGGUUCUGCUGAAUGCAUGCCAGGAGAUCUGCCACUGCAUCCCAGGCCUGGGAGUGAUUUGUGAGGCCCACAGCUGUGCUGCCGAUGAGAUGUGCAAGAUCCAAGAUGGAGUCAUGGGUUGCAUUAAUAAGGGUAAGGAGAGAUUAAUGAAAGGAUGAGAUGAGGAAACCGUGACCCUUCAAGGUGACGUCAUUGUCCCUGACCAUUGACUAGGGCACGGAGGUGCUUGUAAUAUGAUUCCCUUUGUCUUUAAUAUGGUCCUGCUGCCCAGGUAGUGGCUUUUGAAAGACAUGGAUAGCUCAGUUGGUUAGAGCAUGGUGUUUAUGAUGCCAAAGUUGCAGGUUCUAUCCCCGUAUGGGACAGCUGCAUAUUCCUGCAUUGCAGGGGGUUGGACUAGAUGAUCAUUACGGUCUCUUCCAACUCUAUGAUUCUAUGACUUAUCCACACACACAUCGCUAUCCUCUACCCAUACUCUCAAGAAGCAUUUUCAGAGUUCAGGGACAUAUUCUAGCCCAAUAAAACUAGGACAGGAAGUGGGGGUUAUGUGUUACUCUUGCCUUUUUUGCUUUCCCCUAUUGCCGUGAGGCCAUCAUGGUACUAUCCAAGUGUUCUUGGACUACAGCUCCCAUCAGUCCUGACCAUCUGCCAUAUUGGCAGAGGCUGAUGGGAACUGGAGGGCAACAGCAUCUGGAAGGCACCGUACUGGCUACACGCAAUUAGAUAUUCACCCUGAAUUGCAUCUAGCAAUCACUCACAUUUCGCCCCUUUCAUUCCAGAUCCGUGUAAAUCCCUGAAGUGCCGAGAAAAAGAAACAUGCAGGAUUGUGAACGGCCAGGCCAAAUGCAUCCCUAACUUCUCAGGAAUUUGCUGGGCCUGGGGGGACCCACACUACCAAACCUUUGACAAAAAGAAGUUUGAUUUCCAGGGCACUUGUUCUUACACUAUUGCCAAGUACUGUGGAAAUGAUGCUACGCUGGUGCCUUUCACUAUCGAUGAGAAGAACGACAACAGGGGCAACCAGGCUGUGUCCUACGUGCGUCUGACCAACAUCUAUGUCUAUGGGUACAAGAUCUCCAUCCACAAACAGGAAACUGGAAGAAUCCGGGUAUGUCAAAUAGUCAGGGUGGGAUGACCCCACUGAGUGUAAUGGAAUUCAUUCUGAUAUAUAGCCAGAGCCCAAAAGUUUAAAGUAGCAUUAGAGAGUAAGGGGGGAAAAGGGUAUAUACUAAUGUCAGGAUGGAGAAGAGAAACAAAUGAUUGCAGAUCAGAUUGCUAUACCACUCUCAAUAACUGAGGUAAUGACCAUCAUGCUAUUACAUAACUAAAAGGCCCUCAUUAUCAAGGAGUCCUAUCUCAUUUUCCUUUUUUUGUAUAUAAUUUUUGUUAUAUUUUCUGUUUUACAAAUUAAAAUACUCAUUUUACAUCCUUAAGAUAUCACUGACUUCCCUUCUUCUCUUUCCAUGGUUCAUUUUACAUAUCAUAAAUCCCUGCAUACUUUACAAAAAACUAUACCAUUCAGUAUUCCAUUACUGCAUCCAACAAAACCUAUUUACACAGUUGAAUUUAUCUUAAUGCUGCCAGGAUGUCCUAUCUCAUUUUCCUGAGCUUGUGUCACUGUGGCGAGGGGCGAGACAGUGGCAGGGUUGGUUCAGUGCAAAUGCAUCUGCAGAAUUGGCUCUGCUGGUGUGUUUGCCUCACUACAUCCUCACUGCUGCCUUGCCUCUCCCCCUUUUGAAAAGCCGUAACAAUGAUGGUGAUGGGAGCCAAGACUCCUUAAGUGGUAACAACACAAUUCCUAACCAUGUCUGCUGAGAUACAAGUACAAUUGAAUCCAGUGGGACUUGCUGCCAAGUAAGUGAGGUUAUAAGGCUAGGAUCAACCUGGCUGUACCUGUUUCCUGAAGUUGUGACUACAUGGGAUUGUGUGGCACAAUCUCCAAAAAGUCAAAGAAAACCAAAGGAAUCAUUCCUGUGUGUGUGUUGUCUUGCAUUUCUGCCUCUAGCUGAAUGACAACAUUGUCAGCCUGCCACUGACUCUUGAAUAUGGCAAGAUCAAACUGUACCAAAGUGGCACCAAUGCUGUCCUGCAAACAGAUUUCGGCCUCCAAGUGACGUACGAUUGGAAAUGGCACCUGGUGAUCACUCUCCCCAGCAGCUACUAUGGGACCAUCUGUGGGCUGUGUGGAAACUUCAACCAAAACCCUGCAGAUGACAUGGUCUUUCCCAAUGGCACCAAGGCUGCCUCCAUCAUAAGCUGGGCCAGCAGCUGGAAAGUCAAGGACCGGGACCCCUUUUGCUGGGAUUACUGCCGAGGGAAUUGCCCAACAUGUGAUGAGGGCAAGAGGGUGCUGUAUGGAAAGGAAGAGUACUGUGGGCUGAUCAGCAAAACCUCAGGGGGCCCCUUCAGAGAAUGCCAUUCCAUAGUGAAUCCAGAUAACUUCUUUGACAGCUGCAUUUAUGACGUGUGUCUCAAUGGAGGAGCCAAGAACAUCCUUUGCCAGGCCUUGGAGGCCUAUGCUAAGACCUGUAGGAAAGAGGGUGCCACCAUAUAUGAUUGGAGGACAGCCUCUGGCUGUGGUGAGUACUUAUCCUUUAUACACACAAUGUAUGUAAUGACACCUAUGGCUUAGAGCAGCAGUGAUUAUUAAUAGUCCACAGGCCUUCAACUUCCAACCCUCCACAAAUAUCUGACGCCACACAAAGAGGCAGGGAAAGAAAGCCACAGUGCACAAGAUAGCCCACUAAGCGCAUGCUUUUUCAUUGCUAAAAGCAUAAACAAGAGGAAAACCUCAAAUGAGAUACCCUGUUUGCUUUGUAAAUCAGUUUGUGGUUGAGAAUAGCUGUAUCUGAAGCAAACAAAUCCAUGAACUACAUCACUCCUCUAGCAGCAGAGCUUCUUGAAUCUCUUUGGCUAUUGGAAUGAAUAGAAGCAUGGCUGGACCAAGACAUUUUGCUACCAGAGUCAUAAGAAAACAAGGUCUAGCAUCCUGCUUUCGCAGCAGCCAAUCAGAUGCCCAUAGAAAAUUCACAAGCAACCCAUGAGUGCAACAGCACUCUCCCUACUUCAGAGUCCCAGCAAAGGGUAUUCAGAGGCAUUCUGUCUCCCACAGUGAAGGUAGAACAUAGCAACCUAUUCACCAUGAAUUUGUUUAAUUCUAUUAUUGUUUAAUCCAUCUGACCACGUGGCUGCUGGACCUUAUGUUACCCUGGGAAAAGGAUAGUAUAUUUCAUGUAAGUGCACUUUUAAACUCCCAGUGUUCCUGCUUCCACAUACAAUAUCAGCAAUAAGAGCUCUUGCGAAGUUGAGACUUCAGCAUGUUUUAUCAGUUCUUAAAUUCCUGAUGUUCUCCUCCUUACAGCCUUGCCGUGCCCUCAGAAUAGCCACUAUGAGUUCUGUGGCAAUGCCUGCCCUGCCAGCUGCUCCGACCGCAAUGCUCCCUCUUUCUGCAUGCAGCCAUGCGUGGAAGCCUGCCAGUGCAAUGAUGGCUACGUCCUCAGCGUCGACAAGUGUGUGCCUGUCGGGAGCUGUGGCUGCACCUACAAUGGGCUCUACUACAAACCUGGAGAGGAGUUCUGGGCUGAUGAGACCUGUGGUUUCCGCUGCACAUGUGAUCCCACCCUGGGCUUUGCAGUGUGCAAACCAGCUGGCUGCAAAGCUAGUGAGCAGUGCACUGUGGUCAAUGGAGUCCGGGGCUGUUAUCCCGUAAGCACUGCUACUUGCUCAGCAACUGGGGACCCUCACUAUACGACCUUUGAUGGGAAGAAAUAUGACUUCAUGGGCACCUGUGUCUACCAGCUGGUUGGGCUCUGCUCUAAGGACCCGACUCUCAGGCCUUUCACUGUCAAUGUGGAGAACAACAACCGAGGCAACCCAAAGGUGUCUUACACCAAAGUGGUGACAUUGAAGGUCUAUGAUGUAACCGUGAUUAUGAGCCAGGAGCAUCCACGCAGGAUCCAGGUAUUGACACAGGAAAUUGAUGUAUGUAUGUAUGUAUGUAUGUAUGUAGAGGUUCUUUGCGUCCUUUCAGGACCCCUAGGGAGCGUGGCUGAGGCUCUUGGAAUAGUUUCUGUAUCUUUGGACAUUGUAGCUUUAACUACCUGGGCUCUUCUUAUGCAGAGUAUAGGCUACGUCACGUAGAGAUGUUGCACAGUUACAAUCAUAAUUCAUUGUGGAUUAUAUGCAGCUGAUGGCCCACUGAGGGCUGUCAAUUGCAGCUCCUGAAGAUGGAACUAGGCAAAGGUGGUUUGUAGUCAGUGAGAGCAGGAUCCCCAGCUGCUCAGCAACAGUGAGUUAACCUGCUUUUACUCUGAAAGAGUGCUUUAACAGUCCACCCCUAUUCACAGAGAACUCUGAGUAUAGGGGUUCCCUGACAACUUUCAGCAAACUCUGGCUUCCAGGAUCCUAUUGGAGAAGCCACAAUUGUUUAAUGUGCUAUCGUACUGCUUGAAAUGCAUGGUGUGAAUGUAGCCUUCCAUUAGAUAUGUCUUUACGGUAACAUUUUCUGUUGCAUUACAUUCCAGGUCAAUGGCGUCUUUGUGAACCUGCCUUUCUACCAUGAAGACAAGAUAAAAGCUUACAUCAGUGGGAAUGAGGGUGUCAUCAAGACUGAUUUUGGCCUGACGGUAGCCUUUGACUGGAACACCAAUGCCAAAGUCACUGUACCCAGUACAUACGCCAAUGCCGUUUGUGGCCUCUGUGGCAACAACAACUUGAACCCCAAUGAUGACUUGACCAUGAAGGAUGGGAGUCAUGCAUCCAGCAUCUCCCAAUUUACAGAAAGCUGGAAAGUCGGAGAGGCCCCUGGGUGCACACCGGGUUGCACCACCGAUUGCCCGCCAUGUGGAGAUAUGCAGAAAGAAACCUACAAGGGCGACCAGUACUGUGGCAUCCUCAUCAAAAAGGAUGGGCCAUUCUGGCGAUGUCAUGAUGUCCUUGACCCAACACCCUACUUCACAGAUUGUGUCUUUGACACCUGCCAGUAUCAUGGUCAGCAUAAAAUUAUGUGUGAUGCCAUCAGCGUCUAUGUGGCAGCAUGUCAGGCUCUGGAUGUUGAGAUUGAAGAAUGGAGAUCAAACUCCUUCUGCAGUAAGUGUUGCCUCUCGAAGCUUCCAUAACUCACGUCAUCUAUUGUUGACACUGACUGGCAUUGGUUCUCUAGGAUCUCAGCCAGGGACUUUCCCCAGUCAUACCUGGGGCUGCUGGGGGUUGAACCAGCUGUUAUUUGCAUGAAAAGCACAUGAUCCACCACUGAGCUGCACUCCCUCCCCUAGUUCAACUUUAGGGAUGUGCAUGAGUUGAAGGGAAGUGCUGCAUAAACUUGACAUUCAUCAAAUUUUGAAAUGUGAGGUUUGCAAUUAGAUUCUUUUCUCCCUAAAUGUAUUUCAGCAUUCAUCAGAGUAUUUGAAUAGGUACCAGAUCAUUGUAUAAAGGCAAAUAGUAACAGGAUCCUCUCUCUUCCUCAGCAGAGACAAGGUCUUAACUCUUAUGGUCUGUUAUUCAAUGUUAGUCAUGCUCAGAGUACACCAGUUGAAAUGAAUGAACAUGACUACCUUAGCUUUAUUAAUUUCAAUGGCUCUAUAAUGAGUAAAACUUAAUUGGAUACAGCCCAUAAUGCUUAAGAUUAUUAUUUUUUAAAUACCCUUGGAUUUUGAAAGACCAGUUGGAAUCUUUUUGUUUAAGCCUCUUGACUUGUCAGCAACAUCCAUGACUUGAUACAUACAGGUCACAUCAGAGUUAAGAUUCCCCUGAAAAAUUCAGUCAGAAUCCAAUCUGCAUAUAGCAAUUUUGACAUUAGAUGUGAAGCAUUUUGCAUUUACUGAUCUCCACAUUCAGAUUGAACAUUUAAGUGUCAAAUUCAUUUCAACCUUGAUAAUUCAAGUAGCGGGGUUUCACAUCUAUCCAAUUUUAAAUGUUGAUCCUGGAGAGGGGCAAGGAAGCAGUAUCAUUCUUAGUCUGAACCAUCCAGGCAUUUAAAAUGCUGUAACAUCUCUUAACAGGCUUUGUUUUGAAUUUCUUCAGCAAUUUCAAGUGCUGCAGGGCAAAGCGAUAUGAUGAUGAUGAUGAUCAAUGAGAUACUUCUAUAUUCUCAAACUAUUCCAUUAAUGGAUUUAAAUAUGAAUUCAGAUGACAGCCUUCACUAAAAACUAACCAGUAGAUGGCACUGCAUAAAUAGAAUAGGCAAAACAGUGCGGCAGACCUCUUCCUGACCAUGUCUCUGAAACAACCUCUGUCCUAGCUUGAAAUUCUCCACAGUCUGUUUUUGUCCUUUCUUCCAGGCCCUGCCUGCUCACCCAACUCUUACUACGAGCUCUGCGGAAACGGCUGCCCUGCCACUUGUCAUGGUCUCUCGGCUCCUGAUUGCUGUGAGAUGUCCUGCAAAGAAGGAUGCUAUUGCAAUCCAGGGUUUAUCUUGAGUGGGGACCAAUGUGUCUCCAUUGGCGAUUGUGGCUGUGAGCACCAGGGCAACUACUACAAGAAGGGAGAAGUUUUCUACCCCGGUUCCUCUUGCCAGAAACGAUGCCAAUGUGCAGACAAUGGAGUUGUCCAAUGCCUGGACUUCUCCUGUGGGCCCCAUGAGGAAUGUAGGGUAAAGGAUGGUGUCCACGGCUGUCAUCCUGUAGGCUCUGGUACAUGCAGUUUGGCCGCAGGCUUCCACUACCUAACUUUUGAUGGACGGGCCUACGACUUCCAAGGAACCUGCACUUAUACUUUAGCUAAAGUUGUCGGUGUGGGUUCUCAGCUGGCAAACUUCUCAGUGGUGGUGGAGAAUGAAAAGUCUUUUACCAAGAUGAUUGUGGUCUCUUGUCAUGGAUAUACCGUUGUCAUUGAGAGGGCAAUAAAGUGGAAAGUCAAGGUAAGUUCUGUUCUGGGUUUAGCCUCUUUGAAGUAGAAAUGCCAGCAAAGUUCACUAGCAGUUUCUACAAUUGCAGGAGUCCCUGGGAGAAUGUUGUCUCCCAGUGUCCACUGCACCCCAUCUUACAAUCUGGGUUUGUCUCAGUUUCUCAUUUUUUCCAAUAUUAAAUUCAAUUCUCCAUUUUUUUCCUGCAGCAACCUGUUAUAUAAAUGCUUUAAACAAUAAAACAUGAUUUUGAAAUAAAAACAUGCAAGUGAUAAGGGAACUGUAUAGGAAAUGUAGGGUGUGUUGAUUUCAUUUUUUAGGGUUUUACGGAGUUUAGGGAGGUCCACUAGAGAAACAAGCAAGCUGCUUGGAUCUUAGACUAGGAUGACGCUGCCGGAAGCUAGCCUUGAUUUCUCCACCCAUUCGCGUUUAGGUUGAACUGAUGAGUGCUAGGUACCGGCUCAGAAUCCUUUUGAAGCAUUCAUUUUGGGGCAUCCCAUGUCCCCUCCCAACUGCACAGCAACUACCAGAGAGUAAGACCCACUGGCAACACUGCAGGGCUGUUCUGUUGCAAACCCUUGAUCCCUUUUGACUAUGGUCUUUAGGUCUUUAGUGACUAACAAAUUAUGAUUUGCCCUGUAGUAACGGUAUUGUGUGGUCUGGCUCUGAGGUAUUACCGUAUUUUUCGCCCCAUAGGACGCACCGGCCCAUAGGACGCAUCAAGUUUUUUUGGGGGAAAAUAAAGAAAAAAAAAAUUUCCACCCCAGCGCUUGUGGGGCCGGCAGCGGGGAGAAGCGCUCUUCUCCCCGCCGCCCGCCUGCAGACCAGGUCCGGGGACAGCAGGAAGACGCGCUGCGCCUCCCAGCUGUCUGCGGGGCAGGCAGCGGGGAGAAGCGCUCUUCUCCCCACCGCCCGCCUGCAGACCAGGUCCGGGGACAGUGGGAAGACGCGCUGCGCCUCCCAGCUGUCCCCGGAGCUUGCGGGGCUGGCGCUGGGGCUCUCCUGAAGCCUGGAGAGCGAGAGGGGUCGGUGAGCACCGACCCUCUCGCUCUCCAGGCUUCAGUGAAAGCCUGCAUUCGCCCCAUAGGACGCACGCACAUUUCUCCUUCAUUUUUGGAGGGGAAAAAGUGCGUCCUAUAGAACGAAAAAUACGGUAGUUGUGCUGGUAUUUAUUGUACAUUUUAUGCUUGCUUUUGUCUUUUUGAAGGAAAUUUAUAUUUAAAAUAGUUUUAAUAUUAUAUCUUACAGUGUAUAUCCUAAUACAUUUCUAUCUACUCUGCAAAAAAAGCCUGUGGAUUUGUUGCCCUAGGGAGACAGGGUGCUUGAAUCCACUUGAAUGGCACAAACCUAAAUUUCUGCUGCGUGUUUGAAUCCUUCCAGAAUAGUGGGAGUCUAGAGGAACCCUUAAUUUGUAAACUGCUUCUGGAGGCAUUCUAUUAUUAUUAUUAUUAUUAUUAUUAUUAUUUAUAUACCACCCUAUACGCACAGGUCUCAGGGCGGUUCACAGAAUAAAAUCAUAAUAUAAAACUACAAAAUACAUUCUUUGCCUGAAAAGUGGUAUAUAAAUCCAUUAAAUUCUGACAAUUUUAAACUGUGUCCAUGGUCACCUUCUCUGUGGUUAAUGCAGGUGAAUGGAGAGCUCUAUACACUGCCUAUGAAGACAAACGAUGGGAAACUCUGGGCCAACCAGGAAGGCAACAAUAUCAUUGUCCAGUCUGACUUUGGUCUCCAAGUCCUUUUUGACACCUCCUCGUAUGUCCUGGUGUCUGUCCCCAGUAACUAUCAGGGACUUGUCAAUGGCCUAUGUGGCAAUUUCAAUAAGGACAAGACUGAUGACUUUACUCUACCCACGGGGGAAAGAACCCAGAAUGUGAUCGAGUUUGGGGCCUCUUGGAAGGUUCCCAUUGAUGGUAUCAGAUGCUCUGAUGGUUGUGGAGAUAAAUGCCCCGUCUGUGAUGCAGCCAAGACAGCACCGUACCGACCGGAGAGUUCCUGCGGAAUGAUCCAAGCCCAAUCUGGCCCCUUCAGGCACUGUCACUCCUUGGUGGACCCUGCUGAAUACUUCAACCACUGUCUGUAUGAUAUGUGUGCAGCCAAUGGUGCAGAAGAAACUCUCUGUAGGAGCAUCCAGGCCUACGUAGCUGCAUGUCAGGCUGCAGAAGUUACAAUUGGAGCCUGGAGAACAAGCAGCUUCUGCCGUAAGUUUGCACAGCAGGAACCUGCAGUUAUUGUUAUUUAUUAUUAUUUAUUAAAUGUCUAUGUUAUUUAUUAAAUUUCUAUGUAAAUCACAGGGUGGUUUACAAUAUAAAAACACAAGAAUAUGUAGCAUAGUAACCAAUAACGACAAUACUGCCCCCACAGUUUAAAAGGCCACUGUUUAUUUAAUUAGUCAACGGCCUACAUUUUCUAAUCUUCUUUCCCCACCAAGCACUCCUUAUGUUAAUGCUCCAGGUUAUAAUGACUUGAUAUCUCUCCCUCUCUCCCUCUCUCUCUCUCAUCCAUCCAUCCUGUUAUAUUGGCCAACGGAUACUUCAAUGGUAUCUGUAUUUGGAUCCCAUAGAAAAUAAGCUAUUUCUUUAAAAUUAUAUACCGUAUUUUUCGCUCUAUAAGACGUACCAGACCAUAAGACGCACCUAUUUUUUGGAGGAGGAAAACAAGAAAAAAAAUACUCUGAAUCCCAGAAGCCAGAACAGCAAGCGGGAUCGCUACGCUGUUCUGGCUUCUGGGAUAGCUGUGCAGCCUGCAUUCGCUCCAUAAGACGCACACACAUUUCCCCUUACUUUUUAGGAGGGGAAAAGUGAGUCUUAUAGAGCAAAAAAUACGGUAAAUAAAAAGCGAAUUUCUUCAGCCUCUGUUUUGUGAAGAUGCAUUGCCUAUAGAAAAUGGUUUCACCUUCAGCAUUUAGAUCAGGGUGGAGAACCUCCAGUCUGCAGGUCAAAUUAGGUCCACCAACACCCUUCCCAUUUGGCCCGUGAGGCCAUUUUGGUCAAGCCACCUUUGCCUACCCUACAUAUACAGAAUCAGGUGUGGGGCAGGCAUAGGUGGGGCUUCCGCAGGUAUGGGUGGGCAGGUUUCCACAAAUUUUAACAAUGGAGUAGGUGUUUUAUUGAAUUUCUAUUUUCCUUUGCCCUUAUCAUACACCCUAAUGAAUAUAGGCGAUCUCUCCCCUGCCCCCUAACUUAAGAAUGCUUAGCUAAUGCUCCGUAUGUGUCUGGACCAUCACUGUCUCCUUUCAUUACUUGUCUUCUCUCCCUUCCUUUUCAGCUCUCACUUGCCCAUCCAACAGCCACUACGAGUUGUGUACAAAGACCUGUGAUUUCACUUGCACCAGCUUAUCCACUCCAGGCCGGUGCACAAAACAAUGCUUUGAAGGUUGCCAGUGUGAUUAUGGCUACCUGUUUGACGGUGACAGGUGUGUGGCAGUGGGGAACUGUGGCUGUUCGCAUGAUGGGCGCUACAUAAAGGUAAGUACAGUGAAAGUGGCGGUGUCCAUGAAUAACACUCUAAGCAAACCCAAAGAGCUAGUUUGUCUAACCUCCUUAGGAUGGCCGCUCAUGCAUUGGCCACCAGAAAAAGAAGAUAUGUCUGUGGCACCUUCUCAUGCUCACCCUAGGGUCACAUAGAGUAUGCGAGGAGAAAGGGUUGCUGAGAAAGGCCAAGGCUGCAGAGUGACGGAGAGAGAGUGAGACAAGUUGGGGAGAAUCUCUGGACCAGCAAAGCUGAUGGAGCAGAGCAGGAAGGGACAUAGGGAAGCAAGUGCAAUAUAUGAAGAGAGAACAUAGCAUAGUCGGGGUUGAAAUUGAUUUAAUGCUAAUGCAAGUAAAUGUGACCUCUUUUAGUAUCUAUUUUAUUAUCAGUUUAUCAUUUGUGUAGCAUUGGCAUACCCUUAUGAAUAUAGUUGUAUAGUUGUAUGUUGUUGUUUAGUCAUUUUGUUGUGCCCGACUCUUCAUGACCCCAUGGACCAGAGCACACCAGGCAAUCCUGUCUUCCACUGCCUCCCGCAGUUUGGUCAAACUCAUGCUGGUAGCUUCGAGAACACUGUCCAACCAUGUCGUCCUCUGUCGUCCCCUUCUCCUUGUGGCCUCAAUCUUUCCCAAAAUCAGGGUCUUUUCCAGGGAGUCUUCUCUUCUCAUGAGGUGGCCAAAGUAUUGGAGCCUCAGCUUCAGGAUCUGUCCUUCCAGUAAGCACUCAGGGCCGAUUUCCUUCAGAAUGGAUAGGUUUGAUCUUCUUGCAGUCCAUGGGGCUCUCAAGAGUCUCCUUCAGCACCAUAAUUCAAAAGCAUCCAUUCUUUGGCGAUCAGCCUUCUUUAUGGUCCAGCUCUCACUUCCAUACCUCACUACUGGGAAAACCAUAGCUUUAACUAUACAGAUCUUUGUCAGCAAGGUGGACUAGUUGUAUAGCUGCAUGUUUUAAAUACUUUGGUUCUGUAAAUAUACAUUUUGAAUGUUUGCUUGCAAAUGGAAUUCUAGUAUCAAUCAUAUAUAAUUGUGCAUUUAAAUUUUUAAUUUAACUACACUUUUCUUAUCUCCCUCUCCCUUUUGUGCGUUAUAAAUCUUCCAGGCUGGCGAGACUAUUGUUUUUGAAGGUUGUUCAACCAGCUGCACUUGUCGCCCAACAGGCCAACUGGUCUGUGAGGGAACUAGCUGCCAGUUAGGAGAGAUUUGUCGCCUCCACAAUGGUGUGCGUGGUUGCAGGGGGCAGGAAGGCGAGUGCAUCAUCGUCCCUGGAGCACGGUUGACCUCCUUUGAUGGCGUCUCUGGGGGAAUCCUUUAUGAAGGAGCUUACGAGGUGGCUUCCCUUUGCAAUGAAAAUGACCUCCUUUGGUUCAGGAUCAUAGCAGUGGUCAAGAAAUGCAACGAAAUGGAUUUGCCAUCAGUAUCGAUAAUACACAUAUUUUUCCAAAGGAUGCUUAUCACUGUAAAAACAAACAAGGAGGCAUGGGUAAGUUCCGUAGGCAGGAUCUGGGGUCAUCUCCUGUGUAGGUCAUACAUAAUAAACAUUACUGACUUCAGCCCAUUGAUUUCAGUGGGCCUGCUCAGAGAAGAUGCUAGUUGGAGACAAUCCAUUAUUUAAUUGUUUGUUCGUUUUCUGCAUUUAUGUAGUGAAAUUUCAUUAAAAUUCUCUAGGUAGCUUACAAUAUAGAGGUAAAGAAAACAAAUAAAACAAAUAAAAGUAAAAAGAAAACAUAACACCAAUAACUACGUAAGAUAGCAAAAAACCAAAAGUAAGCCUAAAUCACCUUCCAUUGUAAUUAUCUCACCCAUGGUCUCUCCUUGCUUUGGAGGGGGCAAAACAGCUCCUUUUCAAGGGUGCAAGGGAGCCUACAAUAGGUAUGCCUCUGGCUCUGGUCUAAAACAGAAGUGGAAAAUCUGGGGCCCGGAGACAAGAUGUCUUCCAGGCCUCGUGGUAUGGCCCUUAGUACUCUCUCCAGGCGACUCCCAUAGCCAGACUACACCCCUCACUGGUCUGCUCCAUUCCAUUCCAUUCCCAUUAGUGCUUUUGCUUGGUUGGAAUGUGCCUCUGAGCUGUGAUUCUACCUCUUGCUCACCUGGGCGAAUGGUAGAAAUGUUUGCAUGUUUAAAAGACUUACUUUUGUGUGGCUGCUAUGUAUCCUACCAUCCAAAGGUAAGAAUUGCAUGCAUGGAUCUGCCCACUUUAUUCCUAUGGCACUGGCUGCCAUGUAGCUCCCAGAAUGCUGCCAUGAAAGAAUAUGGCCCUAGAAAAGCAUUCCUCGCUCUAAAGGAUUAUGAAUAAUGGACAAUAUAUGAGGACAGAAAGAGCGGGUGGUGGUUCAGGGCCCAGCUAUUGAGAAGUAGACGGUGGCAGAACAAACCAAAGUUGUACAGCAGUAAAAGCAAAGACUGAAAAGGGUACAGUGAUACCUCGGGUUAAGUACUUAAUUCGUUCUGGAGGUCUGUUCUUAACCUGAAACUGCUCUUAACCUGAAGCACCACUUUAGCUAAUGGGGCCUCCCGCUGUUGCUGCGCUGCUGCUGCACGAUUUUUGUUCUUAUCCUGAAGCAAAGUUCUUAACCCGAGGUACUAUUUCUGGGUUAGCGGAGUCUUUAACCUGAAGCAUCUGUAACCUGAAGUGUAUGUAACCCAAGCUACCACUGUACUGUGUUCUGUGGAGGAAAAUUAUCCCUGGGGGGUUCAAGUAUGGAGGCUCACACCAAAUUCCCAAAUUGGUCAGACUUUAAUCUGUUGCAGGAAAGAAAAAUGACCAGAUAAGAAAAUAGGCUGUGCUCUUGGAUUGGUGCUCUAGUUCACCACACACACACACAGCACACACGGGCUUGCCUUUCAUGUUGUUUGUGCUCAGUGUGUGAUAAUCAGUUACACAGCUACUGAAUUUGGAGUAAUUUUGGAUAUGAUGAAUCAGUAGGAAUAUGCAAACUGUCUCUGCAUACUCAUUCCUCUUGACCAAGGGUGGGGAACCUCGAGUCCAGGAGCCAAAUGCAGUCUUCCAGGCCUCUCCCUUUGGCCCUUGGGACUUUCCCUAGGGCACACCUCUUACCAGUCCUGUUCCAUAUCUCGUCACAUGCUUUUGCCUGACUGGGAUGUUUUAUUGAACUGUGAUAAUGUUUUUGCUUGCCUGGAUGGAGGGAGGGUGGAAUGCUGUUUGUCCAUGCCUGUGCAGAAACCUUUGGGUUUUGUGAGGCUGGAAGGUCACCUACCAUACAACAGUAACAGUCCACCCAUUACUCCAUCCACUUUGGCUUCUGGUCUCACCCACCACUGAUAUGCGGACCCAAGAAAGUUGUUCAUCAGGGAAUGCAGCCCUCGAGCUGAAAAAGGGUUCCUUUCUUACUCUAACCAUUAACACAACACCUUUCACCCUCCUUUUCUGAAUUUCAGGUCAAUGGGCACCAAGUGACACUCCCAGCAAUGGUAUCUGCAGGUGUCUCCAUAAGCCUCUCUCAGGAUGGCGUUGUGAUUAAUUUGGCCUCCGAUGUAAAAGUUCUCCUCAGAGCCUGCGGGGAAAUGACAGUGGAAGUCAGCGAAAGCCUGGAAGGAAAAGUCUGUGCCUCCUGUGGCAACUUCAAUGGAAAUGGUAUUGAUGACCUGAAGCUGCCCAAUGGGAACGUAGCAGGAAAUAUUGCUGAGGUCAUUGAUUCCUGGAAGGCCAAGGACUUCACUAGCUGGUGAGUGGCUCUGGGGGAGGUUUUUGCCUAAAGAGGAUAAAAGAAGUACUUUGUUGUUUGAUCCUCUUAGGGACUGAGGAGUUGUUCAAGGAGUCCACAUCAUGGACUAAACAUAGUCUGCUCUGAAGCCCCCAACCCAUAUUGCAAGUUGGAACAUGGCCUGCCCUGGAACCUGUCUCCCAGACAAAUCUCCUGAAGUGGUCUGCUAAUUGUCUCUUUGUUCUGAGUUGCAUCUAACAUUAAACAUUUCCAAAGCAGACUCACUGAAAUUAACGGACAUUACUCCAUCCAGCUCUGAGGGCCUUCUGGCAGUUCCCUCACUGUGAGGGAACCAGGCAGAGGGCCUUCUCAGUAGUGGCGCCCACCCUGUGUCAAGGAAAUAAACAACUAUCUGACUUUUAGAAGACAUCUGAAGGCAGCCCUGUUUUGGGAAGUUUUUAAUGUUUGAUGUUUUAUUGUGUUUUAAAUAUUUUGUUGGGAGCCGCCCAGAGUUGCUGGGGAAACCCAGCCAGAUGGGUGGGGUAUAAAUAAUACAGUAUUAUUAUUAUUAUUAUUAUUAUUAUUAUUAUUAUUAUUAUCUUACGACCAUUAAUUCUAAUAAUUCUACUCUGGCUAGAAUUUAGUUGGCUACAACCCAAUGUUUCACUAACGGGUCCCAGGGCAGAAAUACAGCAAUAAAACAACAGCAAACUGUUUAAGCAAUACUCAUAUAUAUGAAAACACCCUUAAAAUUUAAGAUCAACUAGCAACAGAGAAACAACUUUUAUCUGAGUGGCUUGUGACAGUUUUGAGUUCUCAGCUCUCUUCCAGAGGCCAAGCUGAAGAGUUGCAUCUUCACUGACUGAUGAAAAGUCAGCAGCGUCAGAGCUGAGGGGAAAUCUGCACAUGAUAUGGGGGAGGGAUUUGUGUGCUCCAUCAGCACAUGGGGGAAGCCAUCUCCCCACCACCACAACCAAUACGAAGUCCCUUGGGGCAGGAUGUCAUUGGUCGGUCAUGAUGCACUUCCCAAGGGGAAGUUGCCCUAGCCUAUUCACAGACACACAUUAGUUGCUGUCCUUGCUCGGUGUUUCAAGCUACUAGGAUUAUUAUUUUUAAAGAAAGAAAAAUGUAAAACAAUGCCCAGGUCAGGAGGACAAGGCAGUUCAUGCCACAAGUUCUUCCUUCAGAUAGCUGGCUGGCUGGCAGUCAGUUGUUCCCUAUAGACAGCAACUAGCAUCUGGCAGCAGUCAGCAGAUUGUAAAACCAGAAGGAUGAGUUACAUUCAGAGAGCAAAAUACCCAUAAACUGAGCCAUUACUAUUCAAUAAAAUUCUACAGUUGCAUGGGAAGUAUUGGACAGUUUCUCCCUGAUACAUAAACAAGAUCAUAUUGACUUCUUCAAAAUUUUCUAUUCCAGUGAUGUCUGA
Molecule: messenger RNA, 32104 nt
Organism: Podarcis lilfordi (Lilford's wall lizard)
Lineage: Eukaryota; Metazoa; Chordata; Lepidosauria; Squamata; Lacertidae
Source: the annotation of a GenBank genome assembly